This is a messenger RNA of Morchella importuna, 3186 nucleotides long. RefSeq lists its product as uncharacterized. Bases 1 to 3186 code for a protein of 1061 amino acids. The record is from RefSeq and is a predicted model, not a curated record. Gene Ontology annotation, biological process: formation of cytoplasmic translation initiation complex; translation reinitiation. Gene Ontology annotation, molecular function: mRNA binding; translation initiation factor activity. Lineage: Eukaryota; Fungi; Ascomycota; Pezizomycetes; Pezizales; Morchellaceae. Gene Ontology annotation, cellular component: multi-eIF complex; eukaryotic translation initiation factor 3 complex, eIF3m; eukaryotic translation initiation factor 3 complex, eIF3e. The transcript has 4 exons.
AUGGCCCCCCCUCCUCACGCAAAGCCUGAGAAUGUUCUCAAGCGUGCGCAAGAGCUUGUCGCUGUAAACAAGAAUUCAGGUGCUCUCGAGCUCCUUCACGAACAUGUCACCUCCAAGCGGUCCCGUAACUCUCCAAUCGCAUCAUUGGAACCUGUUAUGAUCCUCUUCGUAGAGCUUUGUGUGAGCCUAAGGAAAGGAAAGACGGCAAAGGAUGGAUUAUAUCAAUACAAGAAUAUUGCUCAGAACACGAGCGUACAGACUAUCGAGUUGGUUCUUCGUAGGUUCAUCGAACUCGCCGAGGCAAAGGUUACUGAAGCCCAGGAACGGGCUGAGCAAAUUACGGUUGAUGCGAUUGACGACCUUGAGGCCUCUGAGACCCCUGAAUCUAUUAUGCUGUCUACAGUUUCCGGAGAACAAUCCAGGGACCGCACUGACAGAGCCGUUGUCACUCCUUGGCUAAAAUUCUUGUGGGAGACAUAUCGCACCGUUCUCGAUAUCCUCCGCAACAAUGCCCGUCUCGAGAUUAUGUAUCAGAGCACCGCCUUGCAAGCGUUUCAAUUUUGCUUGAAAUACACUCGUAAAACCGAGUUCAGAAGACUUUGCGAACUUUUGAGGAACCACGUUCAAAAUGCAGCCAAGUAUUCAACUCAAAUGCAUGCCAUCAACUUGAAUGACCCUGAUACACUCCAGCGCCAUCUUGACACUCGCUUCCAGCAACUUAACGUGGCCGUUGAGCUUGAAUUAUGGCAGGAAGCUUUCCGAUCUGUAGAGGAUAUUCACACCCUUCUCAAUCUUAGCAAGAGGCCUGCAAAGAACGUCAUGAUGGCGAAUUACUACGAGAAGUUGACCCGUAUCUUCUUGGUAUCGGACAAUUACCUAUUUCACGCUGCAGCCUGGAGCAGAUAUUACAGUCUUCUCCGAACUAGCGCGGCUCAGGUUGCCGCUGGUCAGUCUACAAAGAAGGAUUCUCCUGCGACCACCGAAGCUGAUCUUAGCCGUGCCGCUUCUCUGUAUCUUCUGGCUGCCCUCUCUAUUCCCGUCAUCAGCCAGGCUCGCUCCAAGGGCGCUCUAGUUGAUGUUGACGAGGCCAAGAGAAACAAGAAUACUCGUUUGACUAACCUCCUUGGCAUGGCCAGGGCUCCUACUCGUGCUGGACUGUUUAAAGACGCCAUCGGCAAGGGAGCACUUAAGCGUGCAAGACCGGAAAUCCGUGAUCUUUACAGCAUCCUUGAGGUCGACUUCCACCCUCUUAGCAUUUGCAAGAAGAUCUCUCCGAUCCUCACGCAGAUUGCAGCGGAGCCCGAUAUGAAGCCGUACGUUUUGCCGCUUCAGCAAGUAAUUCUUACCAGAUUGUUCCAGCAGCUUUCUCAGGUUUACGACACUGUUCAGCUGAGCUUCGUCAUCAGUUUGGCCUCUUUCCCUGCGCCUUUUGAAGUUACACCUUCUGUCAUCGAAAAAUUCAUCAUGAAUGGCUGUAAAAAGGGUGAUUUGUCAAUUCGCAUCGAUCACGCUGCGGGUGUUCUGACAUUCGAGUCCGACAUCUUUUCUUCUACAAAGCCCCUCCAUACCGGCUCUCCAACCGGAUCUGCUGAGAAGGAGACAAUGUCCGUCCAGAAACUCCAGAGCACUCCCUCGGAGAUUGUUCGCACACAGCUUUCUCGACUUGCAAAAGCUCUUUAUCUUACUGUCUCUCACGUUGAUCCCGAGUUUCAGCAAGCUCGUCUUGAGGCUAAAGAAGCAGCCUACGCUAGAGCUCAAGCCGGUGCCCAGAAGGAACACGAGGAAGCUCUUGCCAGGAGAACUAUCAUUGAGAAGAAGAAGGAAGCUGCUGAAAGCGCCCUACUCAAGAAGGAGAAGGAGGAGGCACAGCAGCGUAUGAUCCGCGCUGAGGAGGCACGUGCCGCCGAAGCUGCUCGUGUCGCGGAGCAGCAGAAGAAACGUGAACUAGAGAGGCUCAGGCAGGAGCAGGAAAAGAUUCGCAAGGAGGAGUUGAAAAAACAAUUAGAUGAAUUGUCCCUCGAUACCAAGAUUGACGUUGAGAAUCUUGAGGACCUUGACAGCAACCAACUGAGAGCCAUGAAACUCGCACAGCUUGAGAAGGAAAAGAGGGAAAUGGCCGAUAAACUGAGAAUCACUGGGAAGAGGAUCGACCAUCUUGAGCGUGCUUAUCGCCGGGAAGAAGUCAAAAUUUUGCCCCAAGAUCUUGAAAGGCAGAGAGCUGAGGAUUUGGCUGCCUAUGAAGAGAAAAAGAGAAUUACUCUCGAGAACUCUAAGAAACAGCACGAAGAUGCUGUUGCAUUGAAGAAGCGCCUGGGCAGGCUUGUAGUUCCUUACGAGAGGUUCAGGGACGAAAUUAAACAACAGAGACACCAAGAGUUUGAACAGAGAAGGAGGACAGCCGAGAAACAACUCAGGGCCGAGAUGGAGAAGAGGAGACAGGACGUCCGCGCUGAGAGAGAGAGAAAGAGGAUUGCAGAGGAAGCUGCGGAAAGAAGAAGAAUAGAGGAGGAGGAGAGAGAACGCCAGGAAGAGGAGGAGAGACGGAAGAAGGAGGAGGAGCUUAGGGCUAAAAUGGCGGAGGAGAAGAUCAAGCGUGAAGAGGAGAGGAAGAAACUUGAUGAAAUUGCCGCAAAACAACGUCAACGUGAGCAAGAAGCCGAAGAACGCAGAGCUCGCGAGAAGCUCGAACGUGAUAGCUUUAAGCGUCCUUCUGCGCCCGAAACCACUACACCAGAAUCUGGAGGCGGUGGUCGUUGGGUCGCACCCGUACGUGGAGGAGGUUGGCGUGACCGUGUCGCUGCGAAGGGAGGUGAUGUGGACUCCACCCCACCACCCCCUCCGGUCAAUGGUUCCGGUGCCGCCCCCCCUUUAAGCGCUCCUACCGAGCGUAGAAGGCUGAACAUUGCACCACGUACCGCGCCUAUCGCCAGGGAAGAGGUACCUCCGCCUCAAGCCGCCCCCGCCCGGGAGGUCGAGAGGCCCGCUGCUGAUGGGCCUUCCGCGGAUGCCAGACCUGGUGUUUAUAGACCUGGGGCUAUCAGUGGUCGCAAAUUGCAGGCAGAAAGACCGGAAUCUCCAGCCGCCGUUGCUGAUGGUGAAAAGCCUGCCCCCAAGAGUAAAUACAUCCCUCCUAGUCAAAGGAAGGAAGCUUCAAGUGGAGGUGGCGGUUGGGGAAGAAGGGGUUAA